GCAGCGGGUGGGGGCCUGGCGGAGUGGAGGGGUAACAAGAUGGCGACUGAGACGGUGGAGCUUCAUAAGCUGAAGAGCACUUCUUAACCUUUUGGAGGUCACAGAUAUCUUUGAAACUCUGAUGAAAGGUUCAAUCUGUAAAUUAAGGAAAAGCUUUAUUCUUUUUUCUCAGCUUGCUGAACUAAAGCAGGAGUGUCUUGCUCGUGGUUUGGAGACCAAGGGAAUAAAACAAGAUCUCAUCAACAGGCUCCAGGCAUAUCUUGAAGAGCAUGCUGAAGAGGAGGCAAAUGAAGAAGAUGUACUGGGAGAUGAAACAGAGGAAGAAGAACCAAAGCCCUUAGAACUGCCUGUCAAAGAGGAAGAACCUCCUGAAAAAACUGUGGAUGUGGCAGCAGAGAAAAAAGUGGUAAAAAUUACAUCUGAAAUACCACAGACUGAGAGGAUGCAGAAGAGAGCUGAACGAUUCAAUGUACCUGUGAGUUUGGAGAGUAAGAAAGCUGCCCGGGCAGCUAGAUUUGGGAUUUCUCCAGUUCCAUCAAAAGGUCUGUCGUCUGACACCAAGCCUAUGGUUAACCUGGAUAAGCUAAAAGAAAGAGCUCAAAGGUUUGGUUUGAAUGUCUCUUCAAUCUCCAGAAAGGCACACCUCAGAAAUACUGUGAAUUCAGUUCCAGACCACCCCAGUACCGUGAAUAUUGCAAUAACAAGGCAGGUGCAGCACAAGGGAGAAAAUGAACGUUUCUCAAGCGGAAGGAACCAAAGUAAGACUGAGGAAGGACUCCUGGCUGCUCACUGUGCUCAGAGAACUGGGCUGGUGCGAUUGAACACAGAAAGCUGUACAGCUGCCUUGCUUUUGACCAGGGGCGGGUUCCUCCAAGGAACAAAGACCGCUCCAUUGUUGGGGUUGAGAGUGAAGUCGGAGGAUGACGAAAAGCUGAAAAAGAGGAAGGAGCGAUUUGGGAUUGUCACAAGUUCAGUUGGAACAGGAACCACAGAGGAUACAGAGGCAAAGAAGAGGAAAAGAGCAGAGCGCUUUGGAAUUGCCUGAUGAAAAGCUUGUGAUGCUUUCUGUUCUCCAGUGUUCCCACCUCUUUGACUCUUCCUGGUCCCCUGUAUACCUAAGUGCACAGUUACGUGCCUAGGUCCUGCCUUGCAGUGAGGGAGCAUGUACCCCAGGUACAUCUGUGAACUCCAGCAGCAGUUUGACUUAUUGCAGUUCCAACUUUAAGGUUUUUGUUGUUGUUGUUUUUUAAUUAUUAUUUUGCUUGUUAAUAAAAAAAAAUAGAAAAAAGAA
Dama dama (fallow deer) is the source of this 1291-nucleotide messenger RNA. It is a transcript of the gene SARNP, whose product is annotated as SAP domain containing ribonucleoprotein. The transcript is spliced from 14 exons. Gene Ontology annotation, cellular component: nucleus. The coding region runs from base 122 to 1045 and encodes 307 amino acids. NCBI's taxonomy places the organism in Eukaryota, Metazoa, Chordata, Mammalia, Artiodactyla, Cervidae. The record is from RefSeq and is a predicted model, not a curated record. Gene Ontology annotation, biological process: poly(A)+ mRNA export from nucleus.